Thamnophis sirtalis is the source of this 2465-nucleotide messenger RNA. RefSeq names its product galanin receptor 1 (gene GALR1). Gene Ontology annotation, cellular component: plasma membrane. The record is from RefSeq and is a predicted model, not a curated record. Gene Ontology annotation, molecular function: galanin receptor activity. Gene Ontology annotation, biological process: G protein-coupled receptor signaling pathway; positive regulation of cytosolic calcium ion concentration; negative regulation of adenylate cyclase activity. Lineage: Eukaryota; Metazoa; Chordata; Lepidosauria; Squamata; Natricidae.
AUGGCCGCGGCAGCCACUACCGUUCCCAGCGACCGGAAUCAGACCUGGGGCUCGCCCUGGCUGGACUUCAAUGCCUCCAGGUCCCCCCUCUCUCAGUCCUCGGAGACGGACCAACUCAUUUUUCUCUCCGAAAUCGGCGUCGAUAAUUUCAUCACCUUGGUCGCUUUCGGCCUCAUUUUCACCCUGGGUGUGAUGGGCAAUUCUCUGGUCAUCACGGUGCUGGCCAGGAGCAAGCCGGGCAAACCCCGCAGCACCACCAACAUUUUUGUGCUCAACUUGAGCAUCGCUGACUUGGCUUACUUACUCUUCUGCAUUCCUUUCCAGUCUACCGUGUACAUGUUGCCCAACUGGUCCCUGGGUACCUUCAUCUGCAAGUUCAUCCACUACUUCUUCACUGUCUCCAUGUUGGUCAGCAUAUUUACCCUCUCGGCUAUGUCUGUGGACCGCUAUGUGGCCAUUGUGCAUUCCCGGCGCUCCUCAUCCGUGCGGGUGUCCCGUAACGCACUGUUGGGGGUUGGGCUCAUCUGGCUUCUCUCUAUCGCCAUGGCUUCCCCUGUGGCUCACAACCAGCACAUUGUCCAUGAAAAAAUCCUCAACCAGACCUUUUGUUGGGAAGUCUGGCCCAAUCUCCAGCACAAGAAAGUGUAUGUCUUGUGUACCUUCAUCUUUGGCUAUUUGCUACCGCUGCUGCUCAUCUCCUUUUGCUAUGCUAAGGUCCUCAAUCAUCUGCAUAAGAAGCUGAGGAACAUAUCAAAGAAGUCAGAAGCAUCCAAGAAGAAGACAGCUCAAACUGUCCUUGUGGUUGUAGUGGUUUUUGGGAUAUCCUGGCUGCCACAUCACGUGGUCCACCUCUGGGCUGAAUUUGGCGAUUUCCCCAUAACUCAAGCUUCAUUUUUCUUCAGAAUAACAGCACAUUGCCUGGCUUACAGUAAUUCUUCAGUGAAUCCUAUUAUAUAUGCAUUCCUUUCUGAGAAUUUUAGGAAGGCCUAUAAGCAAGUGUUUGAGUGUCAGAUUGGUCACAAUUCGCCUCUGAAUGAAGUGAAAGAUAAUAAGAGUAAUAUAGAGACGCCUCCAUUUACUAAUUCUACACAUGUUUGAAGAAUGAAUGUGGUUGGCUGUUCUACUGUAGUUUCAUAGGAAUGGACUUGCUCUAGCUGCUUUUACUUAAACAAAAAUGCACUUCCCAAAGUGAGCAAAUAUUUCAGGUUUUGUAUUGGUCAUUGGUAUCCAACUAAUCGAAGUUCAAUUAAUUUUGUUGCUGAAAGGAGUAAGAAAAUCUGAUUCAUAGACAAAAUACUUUAAUAUCCUUCUUUCUGAAAGAAUUUUGAAUGAGAGUUGUUUUUAAAAUUAAAACAGAAAUCAAAUAAGAUUAAUAUAUAAUUCAUAUUGCUCUAGUAUAUUUAUGUUAUGCUUAAAAUACUACUUUCUUUCUUAUACAAAUUUAUUAAUGUAAAUCACUUAAGCCAUUAUAUUCUCAAUGUGUAUAUUUCAGUUUGUGUGUAUCCCAAAUGAAAUUGGGUUCAAAUUGAACCAGAAGAAUUUGAAUAGUUGAACUGGAAUAUCCUACUAUUUUCAUGAAUUGUGGAAUGAUUCUAUCUACCAAAGUUAUGUGUGAUCACGGGGAUUCUGCAAAAUCAUAACUGAAAAAAUUGUGAUGUCACUUUUUUCACUGAUGUAACUUCAGAUGGUCACUAAAUGAAUGGUUGUAAGUCGAGAACUUAUCUGUAGAGUAACUCUUGCAUAACAUUAGUUUGUAUAGACACAUUUUUAGAUGUUAAGGAAAGUAAUUCAAAAUUAAUAGUAUUGUAAUUUAUACUCUGCCUCUGUCAGUAAUUUUAUGCAUAGCACAUAGUUUGCUUACUUAUUUAAACAAAUCUGUAACUUGGAUCCAUGCUAACUAUUUAUCUGCCUGGUUUGUGAUUAGAGUGGAUUUCCAACUAUUUGUUUUUUUUUCCGGGUACUUGAUAGUUACAUAAAGUGCAUAACGCCAGAGAUACAAAUUAUGGGUGGUGAACUUGAUUAUUUACUAUAAUUGCAAAGAAGGUGGUAAAGGUGCUCCAUAAGCAUUUUUAUAGAAAGAUUAGAAUAGGCAACAAGCUGAUAUAUAUACCUGCUUUCAUUCAGACCUAACGGUUACUACUACUGUAAGUGUGUUUGACAAAGGCAUGGGAUACCUUCCUGUAGAUUAUGUGACUAACUGAAAGAAAUACAAUUAUAAUGGAAAACUGAUCCUAUCAAGCAUUUUAAAAAAAAAAUCUUUUUUUAAACUUCAAAUCUGUUCUAAGACCAUGUUGAAUGAGGGAGUACAUAGUUCAUUGUUGCAUGUUACAAAAUCCUGUGCCUCCAUUUUGCUGAGUUCCUUGGCUCUGAUAAUUCUGAAACACACAGUCAAAAUGUACCAAAUAUUGUAUAAUAAUAAUAAUAAUAAUAAUAAUAAUAAUAAUAAUAAUAAUAAUAAUAAUAAU